Messenger RNA from Rotaria sordida, 381 nucleotides. NCBI's taxonomy places the organism in Eukaryota, Metazoa, Rotifera, Eurotatoria, Philodinida, Philodinidae. The record is from the annotation of a GenBank genome assembly.
AUGAGAGGCGGCCAAGCAACACACACUUUGACACUAGACCAACUGCCAUCACAUGUUCACGGUCAAGGUACCUAUUCUACUCUAACAGCAGGUGAUCAUUCACAUUCGUAUUAUGAUCCUGGACAUUAUCACGGUGGACAGACGGGCACUUCAGCGUACAGUGGAGGAACUAUGCCCAUGUAUAAACCAACAGGUGGCCGCAGCAGUGAUCAUGGCUUACAUUCACAUUCCAUUUCUAUUGAUAAAACGCGUAUAAGCAUUAAUACAGCUGGUAGUCAUAGUCAUUCAAUUAUCGGUCAAAGUGGUGCUGUAGGUGGUGCACAUACGUUUAGUAUUUUAAAUCCUUACCAAACAGUGAAUUAUAUAAUCUACAGUGAUUAA